Molecule: messenger RNA, 1707 nt
Organism: Vigna radiata var. radiata (mung bean)
Lineage: Eukaryota; Viridiplantae; Streptophyta; Magnoliopsida; Fabales; Fabaceae
Product: bromodomain-containing protein DDB_G0280777
Exons: 2
Coding region: 268-1368 (366 amino acids)
Biological process (GO): positive regulation of DNA-templated transcription
Cellular component (GO): SWI/SNF complex
Source: RefSeq, a predicted model, not a curated record
AAAUAAAACAAAAACAUGCAUCUGGGUCACACUGCAUUCCGCGCAGGAUGAGAGUGUCGACGGCAACAGAAACGAUUAUGUCGAAUCGUGAUACGACAGAAAGAAGCGUAGAAACUAAGAUCAUGAAAAGAGGGAUAUAAAUUUUGGGGAAAUCACGGUUUCCGAAAUCUUCUCUCUUUCUCUCUCCUUCUUGAAUUUCAGACCCACAAAAUCGGAUUCCAAAUAGAGGGGAUUGAGCGGUUAAAAGAACGCAUUUUGCAGAAAAAAAUGGAAGAGGCAAAGGCAUUGCAGCAGCAACAUCAACAACUUCUGUUGCAACAGCAGCAACAACAACAUCAACAAAAUUUUCUGCUCUUACAGCAGUUGCAGAAACAGCAACAUCAGCAGCAGCAAGCAGCUGCAAUUUCUCGUUUCCCUUCAAACAUUGACGCUCACUUGCGACCUAUCAGACCCCUCAAUCUUCAACAAAACCCUAACCCUAACCCGAAUCAUCAUCCCAACCCUAACCCUAAUCCGAUUAUCAAUUUGCAUCAGAACCCUAAUUCCAACCACCUUCCGCCCCAGCAGCCGCAACAGCUCCCACAACAGCAACAGCAACAGCAGCAGCAGAAGAUUAUUCGACCCGGGAACCAGAUGGAGCUCCAGAUGGCAUACCAGGACGCGUGGCGGGUCUGCCAUCCGGACUUCAAGCGUCCCUUUUCUUCCCUUGAAGAUGCCUGCGAGAGGUUAUUGCCUUACCAUGUUGUGGCAGACUAUGAAGAAGAAGAGGACGAUAGGAUACUUGAUUCUGACACUACUGGCCAGAUGCUUUCACGGUCACAGCAGUGGGAUAAUAAUAUUGCUGCUAAAAUUGCUGAGUUCACUGCAACUUUUGAGAAACAAGCACUUGCCUUCAACAUAAUAACCCAAAAGAGAGGAUUGGGGGAAUUCCGGUCGGAGGAGAGAUUGAUGAUCGAGCAGGCACUUCUCCAAGAAGAAAAAAGAGCUAAUUAUGAAUUAAGAGCAGAGCUAGAGUCCAGGGAAAAGGCAGGCCGUGAAGCCCAUGAGGCAAAACUACGGAUGGCAGCAAUGUUUCAAGCAGAACAGGCACGGGCAGAUUUACAGUCUCAUGCUGAAAUGAUGUCUCGAGCACCCAUGAGAGGAAGUGCACUUGGUUCCCAAGGCAAUGACAUUGUGAUUGGCCAUGACAUGGGAGAGCAAGAUCAGGGAGGUAACCCUGGUGAGAUGAUUAAUGGAUGGGGAAACAGCACUCAGAGAGAUGAGAAGGAGCCAUCAGAGGAUUUCUUGAACGAUGAAGCUGAAAAUGGAGACACUGGAACCCAAGAUGGCUGGCGUGAAGUUGGUGAAUUUGAUUUGAAUGCUAGGUGAUUCUGGACAGUGAUUGAAUAAAGCCAGUUGGGAGAGUUUGAACUAUGUGUAAGGGAUCAAUAUCCAUUUUAAAAAUCAUUAUCCUGGGUAUCAAUCAAUGUCUUCAAGUUAGUAUCUUAAAGAUUACUUUCAAGAUCAAAAUCUAUUUCACAAGGGCGCAAGGAAAACUGUUGAACCAGUAUUAGAUUGGAUGAAUAUCAAAGUUUAUGCUCUAGACUAGUAUAGUGCACAUGGUUGAUCAUUGAGUGCUCAUAAGUGUUAUAUAUAAGCAUACAAAUUCAGUCAAAUGUAUAUCGUUAAUUUUCUGGAAAACUCUGGUUUCAUCGUUUUGGCAUUCCA